This is a messenger RNA of Suillus paluster, 356 nucleotides long. RefSeq lists its product as uncharacterized. The transcript is spliced from 2 exons. NCBI's taxonomy places the organism in Eukaryota, Fungi, Basidiomycota, Agaricomycetes, Boletales, Suillaceae. Bases 24 to 263 code for a protein of 79 amino acids. The record is from RefSeq and is a predicted model, not a curated record.
CCUUAUAUUAUCAUCUUCACAACAUGGGAUUUCGCAAGAUCAGUCGUGAUGUGAAACUUGCGGCAAUCCGACUCCAUGAACGGAACCUUCUAAGCCUUCGUGAUAUCCUAGAUUGCUGCGGAUUUUCCAGAUGCACUUGGUUUCGGAUUUUGAAGCUCUGGCACGAAACCGGCGAUGUCGAAUAUCAUCCUCAUCGGACCCAUUGGAAUCAAUGUCACUGUCAUGCUCUAGCAGGUUCUUGUGUUUUUUGGAGGCAGAAAUAGUUAUAAACGGCAUGAUGAUAAUGAAUUACAGGGGAUGUGAGUGUACAGUGAGCAAAAUUUCACUAAGUCUAACAUUUCCUAAUUGAACGAAAA